Messenger RNA from Talaromyces stipitatus ATCC 10500, 735 nucleotides. RefSeq lists its product as uncharacterized. The record is from RefSeq and is a predicted model, not a curated record. The coding region runs from base 1 to 735 and encodes 244 amino acids. The transcript is spliced from 2 exons. Gene Ontology annotation, molecular function: catalytic activity. Lineage: Eukaryota; Fungi; Ascomycota; Eurotiomycetes; Eurotiales; Trichocomaceae.
AUGUAUCUCUUUGGUGAGAGCGAGGUGCAAAAUUACGAUAUCCUGGCUAUCCAGGAAUCCUACAUCAACAAACAUACCGACCCACUAACAACAUACUCACUAGCGCUCAAGGGCAGCUUCCAUAUCCUACUACAGCCCACACCCAAGGAAGAAUACAAGAAACGCCCACGAGUCUGUUUCUACGUCAAUAGAGGGCUAGAUCUAGCUACAUGGGAGGUCCAAUACCAUAAUAGAGAUCUGAGCACAUUAAUACUUCAUACAGCCGCCCAUGGAACCAUCCAUAUUCAUAAUAUAUACAAUCUAGGAGUCAAUAGCAACGAGGAAUCUAUAAUUAGCGCCCUGCAAACCGCCAUGGCACCUAGGGCGCAGCUUGAGCAGCUCUUGCCACCAGGCACGAUCACGUAUGAGAGGGUUAACGCCAAAUCUACAAUUGAUCUGGUGUGGGCAUCGCAUAAUCUAGCCAACCGGGUAGUGAGCUGCGACACCAAGCUAGAGUGGUGGUAUGGAGCAGAUCAUGUCCCAAUCUCCACUCAAUUUGACCUUACAGCUAUACAUGUUCCUCCAUUGGUUCGCAAGCAGUGGAAUGCAACAGAUUGGGACCUCUUCCUUAAACUGAUGGACAUAUAUAAUUGGCACCCAAGGGAGCUCAAUGACAAUGAGGCAAUCAAUGAGGCAAUCCACUAUCUAGUUGAGACAAUCAAUCAGGCAGCUGAGCAAGCGACACCUACAAAAUAG